This is a messenger RNA of Gossypium arboreum, 1211 nucleotides long. Its product is annotated as dirigent protein 17-like. NCBI's taxonomy places the organism in Eukaryota, Viridiplantae, Streptophyta, Magnoliopsida, Malvales, Malvaceae. The transcript has a single exon. The record is from RefSeq and is a predicted model, not a curated record. Bases 445 to 921 code for a protein of 158 amino acids.
AUAAAUAUCUCUCUGUCUCCAUCCUCCCGCAAAAUUCGGUGGGUAUAGAGUUACGAGGAAAAUCUGGAUUUUUUUAGUAGGCUAAUUGCGACCUGCGGAAUUCGAUUUCUAACGACAUCGUUUAGGUGAUAAACAGUUACACAUUUUACUUACCCUGGGGCUGGCGAGUAUAAGACCAUAACCCAAGGAGUCUCUAGACUCACUUCCAUUACACUCAAAUUUCAACUCUCGAAGGCAAAUUAGGGUUUUUACGCUUCUUCACAGCGAAAAGGAAACUUUUUAAUUUCAAAGAAAGGGGGGACGAAAACCAAGAAAAUUGCGAAAAAAAAAAAAGUCUCAAUAUUGAAUCAUUUUCUGGUGAAAUUUCAGAACCAGGUAUUCAGUUUUACACAUUCUUUUCUCAAAUUUCUUUUCCCUGUUUCCUUGAAUUAAAUUCUUGUUGGAAUGGAAAAGAAAUCGGAGGCAGAAUCAGAGCCCGGGGUAUACGAAAUACCGGGAGAGCCAGUUGUGGUUAUCAAUGGAGUCCCAAAGGAAAACCCAAAUUGCAUCACCCUUGUCCCGUCAAAAUCCAAUAAGGAAGACAACGAGCCUCAGAAAGAUAAAGGGUGUGGUGAAUGGUUGGAAGGCAGAGAAGUCCAGAAACUGUUUGGGGAAAGAUAUUAUCGUGGGAGUGUGAUCCAGUUUGACAAGGAAACCGGGUGGUAUAGGGUGGAAUAUGAAGAUGGGGAUUCUGAGGAUCUUGACUGGAUUGAACUGGAAGAAGUGCUUUUGCCUGUGGACAUUGCAGUUCCUUUGAAAACAUUGGCAUUGAAGUUGUUGAACAAGGAUCAAAAAGAUGUGCAGUUGGUGCUUCCAGCCUCUGAAAUUCCCAAGCCCAAGCAUGUGGGAAGCAACAAAGGAAAGAAGACAAAAGCACGUUGAUCUUGAUUCUCGAAGCUGGUAGGUGAAUUCCUAACUGAGAAUGCUAUAGUUUUAGUAAUUAGUUGAUAUUGUUUCAUGUCUAUGUUGUGUGGGAAUGUUGUAUGUGGAUGAAAUUAGUGGUUGCAGUAUAAGAGAAGCCUAUUUCCAUUUGUGUAACAUUGUCACUGUAGAAAUUGACUCUUGCAGUAGUAGAAUUUUAGCUUUGAUGCCCCAGAUUUUUACCUUGAUAAAUUCAUGGAAUGCCGUCAACCAUGUACAUUAUAUACUGGUUUAAUCAGUUAUCCAAAGGA